AUGAUAAGGUGUAAAGAAUUUUUAAAAGAUGAUGUUAAUUUUCUGAAAAUAUUUUAUAUUUUGGUUGCACUUUAUUGCCAACUAUGCGGGCGUUCGACUACGGGCUAUUACUUGGAUUAUGGUCAAAUAGGAGAACAGCAACUUUCUAGUCUCUGGCCGGAGUUGAACGUUCCUAAUGCAUACACUGGGCAAUUUUACCAAACACAUAUUGCAUCGACAAAUCUAACAGAUUAUCAUAUACGAUUCUUGGUAAGAAUGAUGUAUUGUAUAGUUAUAUAAUUCAUAUAUUGUUAUAUUAUAAAAUGCAGAACAAGUCAAUACUGAUAUACUGAUAAAAUUUAAUUGUAUAUAAAUAUGCUAUCGUAACUGCUCUAUAAUAUAACCUUUUCGUACUUAACAUAAGCUAUUCUAUCCUCUUAGGAACGUUUAGCUUUAUUCCUCAUGAUAUUUGACUGAAGUUUUAUCGAGGUGUUUUAGAUAAAAUACUCGCAUCAACAAGGCAAUUUUAAAUAAACAGAAUAGUUUAAGUCCAACCCUUUUAGUUGGAAAAUAAUUUUCUUUGCCUUUGGGGAAAUUAUAUUAUAUAUCUUUAAUCAAAAAGCUUCAGCAAUAAACAUGCAAUUUCAACUUGCAUUUUACGCUAAAAUGCGGACGCUGUAAGCAUUGUUUACACGCUAAAUAAACUAAAGCAAAAAAAUUUGUUUAAACCAUAAAAAAGUUUUUUUGCUGAAAGACCAUUCCAAGUACUGUAUAUGAAUUGGAACUUUUUCGUUAUGACAAGAAAAUAAUCUCUUGUUUUCGCUUUUCUUUGUGUUUCAAAGCAAAAAAUAACUAAGUUAGUCUGUGUUGUAAAUCGCUUAGUAAGACUUUCAAACCUACCGGUACCUGCUGGAAAAAUUAAGUUUAUUAACAUGAUUUGCUAACGAGAGGUUUGUUUGUAUAAUAUAUGCACCGUGGUAUACAAGUCUUUGUGUAGCUUUUGAUUUCUCAAUAUUCGACCAAAUUUAAAAUUUAUUGCACUAUAGGUAUCCGAAGUUGGUUCCGAAGAUUUACCAGUAUGGCUAACGUACGAGAAUCAAAACUACUCCUUAACAGGCAUACCACUUGCCUCGGAUGUUGGUCUGCACCAGUUAUUCGUUCUGGCAAUGCAAUGCAAUGAAACGACAACAAUUGGUGACCUACUUGGUGCACAGACCUUUGAAAUUAACGUUGUGUCUAGCGAGAACCGCUCUUACUGUGGCGAAGGCCUCAAUUUUGUCGUGACUGAAGUGUCGUUAGCUGUCAACGGAACACGCUUAAACUCGACACAACGGAUCGAGCUCUACUACUGGUUCGUAACAGAAUUUGAUCUUUCCGAUCGAACUAGCUUUGUAUAUUUUAAACAUGAAUUGGAACACGAGAAGAGGAAUGCUACUGGAUGCGAAGUACUGGAAACGUAUGAGGCAAAUACAAGUUAUAGCGGUCCAGUUUUGACAAUAUCCUGGUUGGUAGGAUGUGAUUUGACUAAUGUGUCAGAUGGGAUUUCUCAAAAUCUCGGUGAAGUUAUCCUCGGCUAUCCUGUGGCUGCUUGGAGAAUUUUGAAUGGGAAUGAUAGCACGGGGUGCUUCCCUGGUGUCCACAUAAGUACUAGCGUAUCAUCUAUCAACCUGGAUAUACGCAAAAGUACUGCCGUAUCCUCAGUUCACCGUAGCACGCUGGUACAGGGUAGUUCAUCGUUCGUACCAGCAACGGUCGAACAACUACAGCCUUCACCUAUCAAUAACUCUACCGUAAUGCUUGCCAAACCAACGUCUUUAAUGACACCGAGCCAUUCAACACAACAAGCAAACAAUUCGUCGUUUGUAUUCUGGGAAAAAUCCACUACAAUAAAUUUUAUGUCUCAUCCGAGCAAUAUAUUUAAUAGAACUUUAACUGCAAGUCUGUUCGAAGCAAAAUCCGAUAUCACCAACAUACAUAAUAUGACGGUUGCAAGGACUAAUUCUCUUCACAUGGCAUUAGUGACUUCAACAUUAGAUUCGGUCGGAAAUGGUCAGUAUGUAACUACACAUGUAAGGUAAGAUUAAAAUUUCGCUAGAUUAAAUUUGACCAUUAGUAGUGACAAAUUAGUGCUGUAGUAAUCUGUCUCGUUCUGUAAUAAAUCUCGUUUUACUUAUGGGAAACUAAGAUUCGUAAAUUGGACUGCCAGGACAAAACUAAAAGGAUUUUGUGGACGACGGAGACAGUACUAUAUAGUUUAAACUUGUUGUUGGGGAAGGGAGUCGUACUUCAUUUGAUCCGCUAAUGUUCUUUUGUUCUGUUUCACAGGUCAGAAAUGAUAUCAGCAACAAAAAGCGGCACCAUUCCAGCAGCCUCUCAGUCAAUCACACCGAGUCAAAAUACCGAUCCUGUAGUACGGCGUCCCUUACCAGCCCUCAACAUCACCUCAUGUCAAUACUUGCACUACGAGAUCCCCCAGGAUACAUUCUGGGAUAGAGAAGACGGCAAUACCUUAACCUUACGCCUACUUACGGACGGUUUUCAUGAGCUGCCCAGUGAUUCAUGGAUCAAGCUUGAUCCAACCCACGACGUCAUAUACGGGGUACCAGUCUCUUCGCAAAUUUUUGGUAAAAACUUCACAACAGUGAACUUCGAGUAUAUAUUGUCAGCGGUUGACAGCGGCGGCCGUGCUGUGAAUACAAGUCUAACUUUAACUGUAUACGACGAUUUAUCUCAAAUUGGUCAAAUAAUUUCGAUCGAAGUGGAUAGCCAAUCAGUUUCGUUUAAUCUCCUGCAGUUAAUACAAGAUAUCAGCGAAUAUCUGUACAGCGGGGACAAAGCAACAAUGAAAAUUUUAAGCCUGAACGAAACUUCACCAAGGAUUUACUUAACAUGGAGUGAUUGUAAGGCUGUUUCGGACAUAUGUGACGUUAGUCGUAUAGAGAGAACUUCACAGUUGAUCAGGAUUGAUGAAAAUUUCUUAAAUCCGCAUUUUGUCAUUGCGCUCGUUCCUGAUUUUGUUCUGUUGCAUGCGCGAGUAGAGAAGUUGGGCAUGUGUCUGAACGAACCGCCAGUGGCCAGAGAAAAGAGCAUACAUCUUAACAUCACGUGUUGCGGGAAAUUCCGUUACGAAAUCCCACGUGGCUUGUUUUACGAUCAAGAAGACGGUGAUACACGGAACCUCUCGCUUAGCAUUCGUUACUCGAGCACUUCCCGACUGCAUUCCGAUGGGUGGAUCAUGUUGAACAACACGUCAAAAAUCAUAGAAGGUGUUAUCAUAUUAGAGGAAGCUCAAAAGGAUCCUGAUUUUGAUGAGUUUUUCAUCGUCGCUCAGGAUUCUGGGAGACUAGAAGCGAACGUUUCGGUCAUGAUAACAGUCCAGCAUCCUUUACCGGUGUCGAAUUAUUUUGUAUCACUAUUCCUUAUGCGUCUGCACACAUUUUCGACAUCUGUACAAGAAGUGUUUACCAUUAUUGAAAAAUUGACUUCGUACUUUGACGGCGAAUCGUCGGAUGAAAUUCGUGUGCUGUCGUACUCUCGGGAAAAUGCCGUCACAGUCUUCAAAUGGUCGUUGGCAGAUUUACGAUUGAAGCCAUGUGACUCGGCCGCAAUCGCCAACAUAUCGAGGAAACUGAAAGCAGCCGAUGGCCAGGUGAAUGAUGGUUUUAAGUCGAUCAUGAGCCCGGAGUUUGAUGUUCAGUUUAUUUUUGAAGAGCGGGUCGGACAUUGUAAAGAAGGAGCCAAUGAACAACCGACUGUGGUUAUUCCUGUACAUCGUUUACGUUUAAACCCAACCUAUUUUGAAUAUAAAAUUCCCGCCUCCACAUUUAAUGACCUUGAAGAUGGGAAUGCACGGAACUUAAAGUUGUCUUUGUUGUUGCCGUCGUUUGAAUCGCUGCCCGUUGACUCGUGGAUAGCGUUAGACAGUGAAACCCAGGUUAUCUACGGAUUGCCUGAUGACGAUGCAAUUCAGGCACAGCCCGUGGGCGGGUACCGUUACCUGCUUGUAGGUCAGGACAGCGGAGGAAAGGUUGCAAGCGCAAGUGUGCUUGUUCAACUUCCAGAAACAUCCCAACCUUAUAACUAUCAGAUCACUGCCUAUCUGCGCAGCUAUCUCGACGCCUCGUUACCAUGCGUUAAUCAUGUGGUAGAAUUCUUGGAAAAGCUAAGUACAUUUACCGGUGAGGACAAAGAAAGCAUUCGAAUUAUCUCCUACAAUAUUUCCAAAAACUACCCAGCUGACGUUACUAUAUCAUGGACCAAUCGCAGCGCUAGUUUUAACACAUGUGACCAUGAAAUAAUUAACGAAAGAUUCCGGGCGUUUGCCAACGAUGAAAGUGGAGUGACUAGAUCUUUCUCGGAAAUUUUGUUGCCAUAUUUUAUCGUGCAAGAUGUCGAGCUAGAAUUUCUUGAAACAUGUGGUAAUGUGUUCCCAAAUACCCCUCCAGUCCUGCUGGCACCUGUGGAAACCCUAAAUAUCCCUCCGUAUCAAGUGUUGCGAUUUCAGCUGCCGCCGACAAUGUUUUAUGACGCUGAGGACGGUUAUACAAGGAACCUGAGCGUGGUUGCUCUGGAUAACGACAAUAAACCAUUGAACUCUUCGUCGUGGAUUCAAUUUAAUUCAACAACACAAUUGCUAUAUGGACUACCCACGUCAGUCAUUGCCAAGGAACAACCGGUCGGUGGCUACGUCAUACAUAUCGUUGCCAUGGACACCAACUCCAAUACGGUCAAUUCAACAACUCGUAUAGUAGUUGACGACACCCAAACGAAAGUUAGUUAUGUGGUGGAAGUUAGUAUGGCCGUUAACAUUAGCCUUGAACAUUCCGACACUGACAUAGUACUAAACUUCCUGGCUAGUGUAAAGGAUUUCUUAGGAAACUCCGACACGAUUGUCACGGAUUAUUUCAAGAAUAAUACUAGCUUGAAGGUUUGGGUAUCAACGUUAAAUUUUCUUGCAUCUGAAUGUCAUUUCGUGGAACUUCAGGAAAUCAGGCACCAGUUGUUCCAAAAAUUUGAAAACUCCAGCGAAGUUGUCGAGGGAACUAGGAACUCUACAACUUCUUCAUACACUACCCAACCAAGUGAAAAUUUUACAAGAGCAAUGUUUCCAGAUUUUCUGAUAUCAAGUGUAACGGAACAUAAAAGAGGUACUUAUGGCUUUGGUAUUACAAGCAAUAUUUUGAAAUAAGCUGUUCUGGUUUGGAUUUGAACUAACUAAAAGAAAUUAAAAUCUCUUCGACGUUUCGAAUGAAGGUUCUUUAUAAGGAGGGUUGAAUGUCGAAGUAGUUUUAAUAUUUUUUUCAGAGAGUUUAACACCAACCACGCCAGCCCAUUCUAGAAUAGCCCGCGUGCAGGCCCAGGGAAGAAAUUGUAGAAUAGUACUCCGGUUUUCUCCUCACACAGGAUAUGUUGACCUCUGACUGGCCUUUCCAUUGUAGCUAUACUCCGUGAUCAGACAUGAGUCAUAAGGUGGCUGCCAGAGGCGCCCUUAGAAAGCCUCAUAAUUCUGCUUACCUUUCAGCAAACUAAACCACCCUACUACUGUGCAUUAUCUGUUUGAUUUUUUAAAAAACUUUAUGUUAAUCUAUUUUUCUUUCAUUUUCACAGGACCUUGUUCAAAUACAGCGCCGAUUGUCUUACAUCCCAUUCCACAUUUUGUCAUUUCAACUCCUGGCUUAUUUUCCAUCGCUUUACCUUCAAACACAUUCUAUGAUAAAGAAAACGGCUUUACCUCCAACCUUAGUCUCACUUUAUUAAGCUCAUCUGGCCAAGUUCUACCACCAGACACCUGGCUGCAGUUUAAUGAUACCACGGAUCAGAUAUAUGGAGUUGUCACAGACGAAAUACGUCCGAAUGAAAACUACACCUUUGUUCUAAAAGCUGAGGACAGUUAUGGUUUAAAAGUAAACACAAGUUUUACUAUAGAAGUGACUUCGAGAAUUGAAAACGUUGGUUUUAAACUGAACAUGAUUUUCAAGAGUAAUUUCUCAUCUAUUGUUCCCCAUAUUGACAUAAUUAAACUUUUACUUGCCAAAAUAGCUAGCUACUACCAUGCCAACCUUACCUUAAAUGUUCUAUCGUUCGAAAGAGGAUCUGGCAUUCCGUCUACAGAUAUUCUCUCCUGGAGUGUCAAAGAGCUCGAUUCCGAGAACUGUGAUCUCCAACAACUGCACGAAAUUUCCAAGAAAGCUCGAUUCAGCAACAAUCAACCAAAUGAAGAAUUCCAACAUGCAUUGCUACCAGAAUUUGAACUACUUGUUGUUUUCGAGCAAAGGCUUGGCUCCUGUGCAGAUAGUCUGAACACUCUACCAACAGUGGUCGUUCCAAUUUUGAAUUUAAAUGUCACCAGAAUUCCAACUGUUUUUCAUUAUAUAGUUCCGAGAACUGUGUUCGAUGACACAGAAGACGGAGAUACGAGAAAUUUGACCCUGACGUUGCUGGAUGAAGAUAAUAGGGACAUUCCCAGAAAUUCGUCUGUUCAAUUCAACCCAGCAUUACAAAUGUUGUAUGGGAUUUUCACGGAAAGUGAUUUAGACACCAAUUCUCGUAUCGUCAAAAGAAAUAUAGACUCCAGUUCCAGGAUCAUGAAGUUCGUCCUGCUUGCCAUGGAUAGCGGUGGAAAAACAGCCAGUAGUCUUCUUGAAAUAAUUCUUAGAAAUAAUAUUAUAUCACAAAACUAUGAACUACAUCUGACUUUCAUCAGUUAUCUCAGUUCAACUUCUCCUGACGUCAUACAUCUUAUAAAUUUCCAAGAAAAAUUGAGAGGAUUCGAAGCGUUACGUGACAUGCAAGUGGCAAAUUAUGUCCGCUUCCAGGGUUAUCCUGCAAAAUUUGAUGUCAGUUUUAUUAACUCUUCAUCAACUUUUAACCAAAGUAUUUGUGACUUCGCCGAAAUUUCGAGAACCUCUGAAAGUUUCCAAGAUUCUUCAAGCAACCUGAAAAGCGAAUUUACUAUACGUUUUCUGCCAGAAUUCGUUGUUCAGGAAUCUUAUAUUCGAAGAGUUGGGCCUUGCGAGAAUCUGCCGAAUAAUCCACCAAGAGUUAACAGAGUAAUUCCUGUUCUUAACCUAACUGUUUGUGAAAUAUUGAAAUACCAAAUCCCUGAGGAUGUAUUUCUUGACGAAGACGGGAACACAAGAAAUUUGAGUUUAAAUUUGCAAGGUGUUUUGCCACAGGGACAUAAUCUAGAUUGGAUAUUCUUCGAGGAACAUUCACAAAUAAUUUACGCAGUACCCUCUUUGGAAGUUGUUGAUAAUCAGCAGAAGGAUGGAUUCGUUUUCAGAUUAACCGCUACGGAUUCGCAAGGAAAGAGAGCUGAAUUGGAUUUCAAUGUUUUAGUAAGGGACACGGUUGUUAGAGACAGUUACAGAUUAUCUGUUGUUGUUAGAGUGCCAUCCCUGAUUAAAACUAAAGAGGAUUUGGUGCUUAAAACAAUUGAAUUCGUUGAGGCGACCAAACGUUAUCUGAGCAGUUCGUCGACAGAUGAUAUUCGUGUUAUAAACUUCACUAAGAUGUCGCAAUUGCUACUCAAAGUCGCCUGGUCCAACUGCUCACUUCGUUACACGCCGUGUGAUUAUCGAAACAUCGAGGAAAUCCGACAGGCGACGAUUCAUACCGGAACCUUACCCCAGCCAAGAUUCAUUCAAUCUCUUGCGCCUGCGUUUAUUGUGGAUAGCGUCGAAGAUGAAAUGCGUGGACCGUGUUUAAACCGGCGUCCUAUUGUGAGCCAUGAGUUACAAACACUUAAUGUAACAGUCUGUGACGGACUCUUUCAAUACACAAUUCCUUAUAACACGUUCUUCGACGCGGAAGAUGGGUAUACCCUAAACUUAACCUUGUCUAUAUUGACUUCAAAUUCUAUUCCCAUUGGUGAAAACUAUUGGCUUACGAUAGACCAAUCACAAACUAUCAUUGCCUAUCCGAAUGUAGAUGCACUCAAAAUCCAACCCGAAUCUGGCUACGAAUUUCUCAUAAACGCCAAAGACAGUUAUGGUUUGAGCACGAAUUUAGCCAUAAAGAUCUCAUACGAAGGAGAGCGCUCACCGCAAAGCAGUUACGAGGUUACCUUUGUUUUACAGACCCAGUUUGCGAAUAUGACCCGCUCCGUGGACCAAAUGCGGGUUGUAUUACAAACUCUGGCAGGUUAUAUGGGCGGGAGUGCAAAAUCCAUCCGUGUGCAUUCGUUUGUGCGUGCUGGUGCAAAUUCGACGACAUCGUUUUUCACUUGGAGUAACUGUAGUUUCCUUUCUAACGACUGUGACCUGUUAGGAAUUAUGGAGAUUUCAAAACGGUUAAAGAACGCUGAUGGUCAGAUAUCCGAGCAGCUCAGGGAAGCUUUUCGACCUCAUUUUGAGCUGGAAUUUGUGUUUGAGCAACGGUUAGGAGCAUGCGUCGGUGAUACCAAUGUUAGACCUAAAGUUAAGCAAGCUCUCUACCAAUUAACACUUGAAAAUUUUUGUGGAUUUUGGCAGUUUCAAAUCCCGCCAGAUUUCUUUUCUGACGCAGAAGACGGGGGCACUAGAAAUCUUACAUUAUCGUUAAAAAUGAUCGAUUCAUUGGCAGUCACAGCCGACUCAUGGAUCCAGCUUGACCAGGAAUCCCAGACAUUGUUCGGUUUCCCAAUUCUCAGUAAUUCAAGUAAUUCGAGCACUCCAACCACGGAGUUGUUCAUUUUAAUAGCCGCCGAUUCACAGGGUAAACUUGCAACGAUGAAGUUGGAAAUACUUUUUAAUAAAAAAAUACCAGACGUCCAUUAUGGAGUUUUCGUUAAAAUGUCGAGCUAUGUUGGAGAGAGUUUAUCUGAUGUUUAUCAUUUAAAACGUUUCGUCGAGAGGCUCGCGUUGUUUUUGAAAGCCGAAACUGGAUCUAUAAUGGUAACAAAAUACGAGAGAAGCACCACUGGAACCGGUUCGAGGUUAUAUGUAACGUGGACAAAUUGUUCUGUAUCUGUAAACACGUGCGAUUCGAAUCAAAUUAACAUACUUCGCGAGAAGCUACAUUUGAACAAAGGCGUGGUGGAUACGGCGUUUUCACAGUCCAUGCUACCAUACUUUGUCCCUAGCUUCAUGUCACUCGAGAAGUUUGGGCUGUGUAGAAUCGAAGCAAUGAAAUCACCACCGCAACUUGUCCGGCCUAUUGGGAAAAUUGUCGCAUAUUCAGGUAGCUUUCUGAGGUACUCGAUUCCAGAGGAUAUAUUUAUCGAUGACGAAGAUGGUAAUGCCUUGAACCUUUCCUUAGUGUUACAGUUUAGUAACAAAGCCCCAGUCCCGUCUUCCUAUUGGCUGAAAUUUGAUAAAACCAGUCUCCUAAUAUCGGGCGUCUUAUUGGUGGAAAAUUCUUGGCAACGUUCAUUUCGACUUGUCACACGUGAUCAACAUGGGAACGAGGCGGUUGAUACGUUUGAAGUUUUUCUGGAACGAAGAUGUCCCGAAAAUCUUCUCAGCUAUCAAGUUUUCACCGAAUUUGUUUAUACUGGAAACGAAGAGAGUUUAAACACAGAAUUUCUAAGAAAAUUGGAAGUGUAUUUUCAACCUUGGUUUAGUGAUACGAACUUCACUCUUCUGUCAACAACCGCAGAAGCUAACAAUACGUUUCAAAUAGUUUGGAGUCAUGCAAAAACUUGUGGUGCAUGUUUGAAAAUAAACGCUACGCUCCACGCCCUCUCUGAUAAUAUCACAGACAGCAAUGGUACUGCAUUACCAGAAUUCAAGACCGCGCUUUUACCCGAGUUUACAUUGGUGAAUAUAUCAGAGCAGAAAUGCAGCCCAGCACUCGGAGUUCCUAGAACUAUUAUAAAAGGCGGAGAAGACCACAGAUGGAAGCUUUAUGUUGUUCCUAUAGUUGUUCUUUUAAUAUUCUUGUUGUUUUCGUUCAUGUUUUUCAUUUGUCGUGGUUUUGUGUUCCCUUAUGAAAGCAAGAAAGAAGAAGUGAUUUUGGACGAAUCUCCAGUCUCAUCACGUGAACUUCACGUGACUGAAAGGAUACGUCCCAACGAGGCUUCUAUGUACAACAGCAUGUCGACAACCAUCAUAAACGAAGGUUUCGUAGCCAACAAUGAUGCUAUCGCCCUACCAGAAAUCUUUCUCGAUAAGAGAGUCUCGCCAUCAAAGUCGUCCCUACAGCAAGACUUGUCACCAGUCUCUGCGCAGGAUGUUGAGCCCACUGUUGUUCCAACACCACCGCUGUACACAGACGCCGUGUUACUCCUGGGCGCGGAGUCUGGUCGUAAGCCUGGGGAGAGUGGGUCACCUGGCCCUACCAGGGGAGAAAAGCCUAUUGAGAUGCGUGAAAUUCCUGUAAUCAAAAGCGAAGUUGAGCUGUCCAGUGAAUCCAUUCCAGUCAGUGAGAAAUCGGACGUAGACGCAAGACGCACACCGCGUAGAAGCGAGGAGAGAAUUCAAGCAGCCCGUAGCCCGUCGCUUCACUCGAAACCCGACGACCCAUGGGGUACGUUUGUUUAUGAAGAAGACCCGAUUCCAGUCCGAAACAGAUUACGGCUUCCGACUCCUCCCGAAGUUGGCACGCUUCGGUUACCGCCGAUUCCAAAACCUUUGAACAACACUCCACCUUCAUCACUGGAAAACUCUCCAGCUUCUCCAUUUGGCGGCAAUACACCAAACAGCCCGCCAUCGAGUGCAUACUCCACUCCAUUGCUCACACCAAGCUAUUCAAAAACAACAGUGAACAAUACAUACAAUGUAGGUCGUAUUCGUUCACCACCUGAAAUACCCCCAAAUAACUACCCUAAUCCACCAGCGUACUCUCAAUAUCCCUAUGGAACCCCAAUGCGCGAACGAACAGAGCUUGGGAUACAAAGUCCCAUGUCCUAUGCAACUCCUAUACGGGAAAGAACACAACUUGGGAUUCAAAGCCCCCUCGGGUUUCCGUUCCCCCAGGGCCGGGUACCCUAUGUUGACCACAGACGGCAAGGCCCGCCUCCUGAGUCUAGGCCAAGCGACUUACAUGAAGUUUUAGGGCAGUUACGAGAAACAGUAAAUAGAGAGCUGGACAGAAGGAACGAAGUAGAUAAAUACUUGGAUUUGUACCUUAACAAAAAGUAG
Molecule: messenger RNA, 11039 nt
Organism: Paramuricea clavata
Lineage: Eukaryota; Metazoa; Cnidaria; Anthozoa; Malacalcyonacea; Plexauridae
Source: the annotation of a GenBank genome assembly